Molecule: messenger RNA, 874 nt
Organism: Schistocerca piceifrons (Central American locust)
Lineage: Eukaryota; Metazoa; Arthropoda; Insecta; Orthoptera; Acrididae
Gene: spz3
Product: protein spaetzle 3
Exons: 5
Coding region: 29-835 (268 amino acids)
Biological process (GO): regulation of Toll signaling pathway; central nervous system formation; innate immune response
Cellular component (GO): extracellular region
Molecular function (GO): Toll binding; growth factor activity
Source: RefSeq, a predicted model, not a curated record
GCCGCAACAGCACCACCACCAGCACAACAUGUGGCUGCUGCAGCUCUUCUCCCUACUGAUCUUAUGGACGGCGCUGUCCGUGGCGCUGGGUCUGGAGAUUCGUGGCGAGAUCAUCCGGGGCGUUCCGUGCAUCAAGCGCUUCCACCAGCUCUUCUGUCCCACAGCCGGCAACAGCUACCCCAUAGAUCGCAUCGAGAAGUUCAUCGACGACAACAAGGCGCUGAUGCGGCGGAUGUACGGCGAGUUCCAGAUGACUACGGAAUAUGGCCCGCCAUACGAACAGCAGCAGCAACAACAACCAGGACGGAAGGGGCGGCGCAGCGUGAAGCGUGAGGCGGGUGCAGGGGCGGGGGCGGCGGGGGGCGGCACGCAGAGCGGCCAGCCCAGGCACACGCCCCCCGGUGUACCGGACCUGCACGCCGCCCCCGGACCAGACCCCACCGCCCCUGAGAACUCGGGUUCCGAGUCCUACUUCGCCAAGCUGCGCCAGUCCAGGCAGUCCUUCCGCGGCAACAACAACCAGUCCGAGACCGGCAGGGUUGAUGCUUGUGAGUCUAAGGUUGAAAUCGUCACACCAUACUGGGCAUCAAACAGCGCUGGCAAAGUUCGAGCCAUAGUCAACACACAACAUUUUGAACAGGCCAUUCAUCAGGAAGUAUGCUCGAAAACACAGACAAAGAGGUGCUCUGGAGACUGUGGAUGUGAACAGAAGUAUAAAUGGCACAGGUUACUUGCAUAUGAUCCAGAUAAUGACUGCAAAGGAAUAUUUAUGGAUUGGUUUCUCUUCCCUUCCUGCUGUGUUUGUCGCUGCAAUCCCCUGUUUGAUAAAAAGUGAUACUACGAGGCUGCUGCAAAUAUGUUCUUGACCACAUUG